Messenger RNA from Polistes dominula (European paper wasp), 1225 nucleotides. RefSeq names its product putative RNA-binding protein CG14230. Gene Ontology annotation, molecular function: RNA binding. The record is from RefSeq and is a predicted model, not a curated record. NCBI's taxonomy places the organism in Eukaryota, Metazoa, Arthropoda, Insecta, Hymenoptera, Vespidae.
AGAAAUACAAUAAAUAAAUAUAGUUUAAAAAUUAAUAGAAAAUAAGAAAGUUUUAUUAAUUAUUAAAAAUGACUGUGCACGAAGAAGCAGAAAAAAGACGUUUACUAUCAUUAAAAAAGAAAAAGGAAACAUUCAAAGCUAAAGAAAAGCUUAUUAGUGAUGCUUUAAAAAAUGUGGAUAAAAAUAAAUCAAAUAAGAUCGUGUUCGAUGAAAACAUUGAAGAAGAUGUUACAAUUGAAAAAAGAAAAGAAAAUAGAAAACGUAAAACUUUAUUUGAUAAUGAAGACGAUGACGAUGACAAAGAAGUCGACUGGAACGAUGAUAAAUUCAAAAGAAAGAAAAAUUUAGACCCAAAGUACUUAAAAUUACAAGCAAGUUUUGGUAAUGAUCCUCGUUUUACUUUGGACAAUCGUUUUAUCGAAGAAGAUGCAGAAGGCAAUGAAGAUGAAGAAAGAGUCAAUAAAAAUGAUAUAGAAAAUGAAAAAGAAUGGCAGUUUAAUAUAUUGGAAGAUGUUUUGGGUGCACCAAUUACGAAAAAGGCUAAAAAUGAAGAACCAGUGAAGAAAUUUGGAAUGAUACGAUAUGACCCAACAGAAGAUCAACACAAAAAAUAUGAACUUACCAAGGAAGAAAUUACAUCUAGCGUAAAGACUAAAAAGAAAAAGAAAAAAGAAGAAAUUGCAGAAGAUACUAACAAAGAUGAACCAGUUGUAGUAUCAAAGGAUAUAUAUUAUUCGGUAUCGAACUCCUUAAGCAAGAGUUUAAAUCAACCAGGAGAGUUUAGUUUAUUGAAGACAUAUGGAAAGAAUAUUGACGAGACUGAUAAUAAAAGAAAUGAUGGCAAAGCUAAAAAAAUAUCCAAAAACAAAAAAUCAUUUUUAAAUUUCGAUUCCACGAAUCCAUUUAAAUACGAUUCUUCGGAUGAUGAAAAUGAAGCUGAUUCGAAAACGAAUACUACAGAUUAUAAAGAAAAAAAAGUACCAAUUAAUUUAUUUGGAAAAGAUAGCGAUAAUUUGUUCUUCUUGACAAAUGAUAAACGCUUCAAUGAUGCCUUAAAUUUUUUUAAGAAGGAAUCAGUGCCAAAAAAGGAAUUUAAAAAUUUGAGACGUGAAUUAAAACAAAUUGUACGCGCCAAAGUUCGUAAGAAUGUGAGAAAAACUGAAAAAUGGGGAGGUAGAAAAAAAAUUAAAAAACUAUCGUAAACUGUAAAUAUAUAUAAAGAAAG